Pelecanus crispus (Dalmatian pelican) is the source of this 561-nucleotide messenger RNA. The record is from RefSeq and is a predicted model, not a curated record. Lineage: Eukaryota; Metazoa; Chordata; Aves; Pelecaniformes; Pelecanidae.
GGAACAACAGCGUGUCAGCAACAGUAGGUAGCAGCCACAUGCUCACCUGCCCUACCAGAUCAAAUAUAGCUAUGGUAACAUGGAAAAUAAGCCCCAAGGAUGGAGGCCCCUGCACCUUGGGGUACAGGGCUGACCAGAACAAGACAGACAGAACAAACUGCAGCAGCAGCAUGAACUGGAAAGACAUACCAGAUCGGGAUCCUACCCUUGAGAUACGGCAAGUAGGAAUAGCCCAUGAGGGAAAUUACACCUGUGAAGUAGUAGCACCAGAAGGGAGUUUCCACGAGACGUACCACCUGACUGUGCUAGUCCCCCCCAGGCUGACCCUGUACUGUGAUGACCACGGGAACCCCGUGUGCAAGGCAGCGGCAGGGAAGCCAGCUGCUCAGAUCUCGUGGGUCCUAGAGAGCAACUCCACCUCCAGUGAAGAAGGCCAUGACAACGGGACAGUGACUGUUCUCAGGAAGUUCACAGCAUACAGCACCAAUGUGAGUAAUGCAACCUGCAUUAUGUCCCACCCAUCUGGGAACCAGAGCAAGUCCAUAGCCUGUCAUCUCUCAG